UCCCUAUCGGUUAAAAAAUGAACUGAGAAGCAGACGAAAGUUUAAUGACGUUAAAUUAAUAAAUAUAAGGUCCAGACGUUAACCGUUUGUAAAUUAAUAUAUAUUUUUAAAAUUUAUAACAAUUCAAUCUUAUAUUUAAGUUUAUGUAAUUACUUCUUCCAACAUUGUUUGUUGACUUAGUGAGCAAAGAUGGCGUCGAUGCAGAAACGGCUCCAGAAAGAGUUAAUGGCCAUACAGAAGGAACCACCACCCGGUGUUAGCGUCAAUCCAAACAAUAUCGGUCCAAAUCUAACCCAAUGGGUGGUGGACAUGGAAGGUGCUGCAGGGACCCUUUACGAGGGCGAAAAGUUCCAAUUAUUAUUUAAAUUUAGUCAGAAAUAUCCAUUCGAUUCACCAGAAGUCACUUUCAUUGGGCCAAAUAUUCCCGUACAUCCGCACGUCUACAGCAACGGUCAUAUUUGUCUAUCGAUUUUGACAGAGGACUGGUCACCCGCUCUCUCGGUACAAUCCGUGUGCCUCAGUAUUGUUUCUAUGUUGUCCAGUUGCAAAGAAAAGAAACGUCCACCCGACAAUUCCUUGUACGUGAAAACGUGUAGUAAAAAUCCCAAGAAAACGAAGUGGUGGUAUCACGAUGAUUCCGUCUGACAUCAAAGAAUUUAGGCAUUGCGAGAGAUUCCAUGUGGCACCAACACCGAAAAGUCAAAAAAAGUAAAAGUAUAUAUAUAUAUAUGGACGAUAAUUUUUUUAUUUGAGUCACUGGCACCAGCAAAAUCUGUUACCAAAGUUUUAUUUCUUCAUCGGUUUUUGUCUUUUUAUUAUUACAUUGUUCUUUUAAAAAAUAAAACAGAGAACACGUGUAUGUUUACUGUACUGCUAAAAAAACGGUGAUAAAAUUUCUGUAUUGCUGGACAACUGGCGAUAAAGUUAGCUGUAUUGCUGGAAAACGCUGAUGAAAAAUUGGUAUUGCUGGAAAGCUGGCAAUAAGGUUUUGCUGUAUUGCUGGAAAACGGGGACGAUGAAAUUGCUGUGUUGCUGGAAAACCGGCGAUAAAGUUACUGUAUUGCUGAAAAACCGAUAAAAAAUCCGAUUGCUUUAUGGACAAUUUUUUUUUUGCGACAGCGCACCCUCUGGGGGCAAAAAACCAAGUUUUUUGUUUGUUUUCGCACUUCGCGUCCCUUUUAUGAAGUUUUAUUAUUGUUUACUCUCGACACGAGAGAAUUAAAAUUAAAAAAAAAACAGCACUUACAAUUGUAUAAUUCACUCUCAAUUGCUUCAAAGAUUCCUAAUUCCAUCGUAAUUUGUGGAUUCAAAAAUAAGAAAAGGUU
Messenger RNA from Centruroides sculpturatus (bark scorpion), 1325 nucleotides. RefSeq names its product ubiquitin-conjugating enzyme E2 W-like. The record is from RefSeq and is a predicted model, not a curated record. NCBI's taxonomy places the organism in Eukaryota, Metazoa, Arthropoda, Arachnida, Scorpiones, Buthidae. The transcript has 6 exons. The coding region runs from base 190 to 645 and encodes 151 amino acids.